Molecule: messenger RNA, 2249 nt
Organism: Bactrocera latifrons
Lineage: Eukaryota; Metazoa; Arthropoda; Insecta; Diptera; Tephritidae
Product: GTP-binding protein Di-Ras2
Exons: 5
Coding region: 799-1518 (239 amino acids)
Biological process (GO): signal transduction
Cellular component (GO): plasma membrane
Molecular function (GO): GTPase activity; GTP binding; GDP binding
Source: RefSeq, a predicted model, not a curated record
GUACUUGCAGCUGGCAAUGCCACAUACAAAGUUCCCUCGAAUGUAUAACAGUUCUAACACAGGUGGGGAUAUUUCAUUUGCUCUGCGCCUAAAAACAAACCAAUAAAUGUGUCAAACAGAGAAUGCAAUUUCUUGCUGCUUCUUCCCGUUUCGUACGCGUAUCGUGUGUGUUGUACUUUUCCUCAUCGUCGUUGUUGAAAUUAAAAAUCUAUUGUUUUUAACUUCAUAUAAUUUUUUUGUUUAUCGAACGAACACAAAAGCACAAAACAACGAAAUUGUUUCUUCCUCGUUAUCGCCGACAACGUAAAAUCGUUAAAUUUCUCGAAAAUGUGGCCCAAACGAAUUGUGAACAACGAAUUUUUCGCCGUGUGUCGGUUGUGAAUCUCGGAACAAACGAAUAAACGAACAAAUCGACAAAAGAAAAAUUAAUCGAGUCAACUUUUAGGCGUAUAUACGUCAGCUGAAAGCUGAAAUCUGCAAGCUGCUAAUAAUUCAAAAGAUGGCAAGCGUCAGUUGAAGUGAACAAAUUUAAAACGUGUUUAAAACAACAAGAGUAACAUAAUAAGUAAUUUUAUUAAAAAGUGUUGAAGUAAAUUAUUGAAAGCGAACAGUGUUUUAUAAAGCWGAAAGAAAGCAAGUGAACGUGGGCGAUACUUGCUUUACUUUCACAAAAGCUUUGAAAAAUUCCCGUUGUACAACGCCUCAACGCCUGCACCGACACCACCAACAACAGCGYCUUUGGCAAAACUACAGCAUCACUAGUCAAAUUGUAACGCAGCAUCAUCAGCAGUUGUCACGAUGGCCGAUAAAGGAAAGGAAACCCCCAAAAAUACGGAACAAAAGAACCAAGUGACUCGCGCCAUGCCCGAACAGAGCAAUGACUAUCGUGUUGUUGUGUUUGGUGCCGGUGGUGUGGGUAAGAGUUCGCUGGUCUUACGUUUUAUUAGGGGCACCUUCCGCGAAACGUACAUACCGACCAUUGAGGACACCUAUCGGCAGGUGAUUAGUUGCAAUAAAAACAUUUGCACACUGCAAAUAACGGACACAACAGGCUCACACCAAUUUCCGGCUAUGCAAAGACUGUCGAUAACCAAGGGUCACGCGUUCAUAUUAGUCUACUCGGUGUGCUCCAAGCAGAGUUUAGAGGAGCUGCGACCAAUUUGGCAGAAUAUUAAAGACCUUAAGGGGCCGGACGUUGUCAAUAUACCGGUAAUGUUGGUGGGCAAUAAGAACGAUGAAAGCACUGAGCUAYGUGAGGUGACACAAGCCGAGGGGCAGGCACAGGCCACCGCCUGGGGCAUAUCGUUUAUGGAGACAUCGGCUAAAACCAAUCACAACGUCACCGAAUUGUUUCAGGAGUUGCUCAACAUGGAAAAGUCGCGUAUCGUGUCGCUGCAGUUGGAUGUCAAAAAGCAUAAGAAGCAGAAGAAGGAGAAGAAGGUCAAAGAGAGUAAUGGUGCUAUACCGGAAAACGGCGAGGGAGCAGCCGGUGCCAAGGAGAAAUGUCAACUCAUGUAAGGCUGUCAGCGUGUAGCGCAAAAAGCUUAACGCGUUAACUGCGCUUAGCUGAGGUAACRGUGUUGUCGGAGUUAGUGAAUGAAUGGCCGCGUUGAAAGCCCAACUUGCGCCUUUCCGAAAAUGCAAGUGUUCCUGAACGCGCCAGCGGCAUUCGGGCAAGUUUGUUGACAAUUAUACUCGUUUUGAAUUCACUUCAAAUUAGCUUUAAAAAGAAAACACUUUUAACUUAUACUCAAAUGUUACAUAUUUUAAUUAUUUAUUUAUAUUUAAUAGUAAUUUAGGCUAAUCAAGUGCAUAUUACACCAUUAUUUAAGCAUUACAGGUGUAUAUACCUAUACAUAUAUAUAUACUAUAUACUGCAUAUACAUAGCUGCAUGUAGAGUGCAUUUGUAAAUUUUCAUAUAUGUUGUUAAGAUUUAUUAGAGCGUACCAAAGAGAUUUUCAGGGGCCAUUUCAUAAUUACAUAGAAACACAAAAAACAAUUUUUGCACAUCGAGUGAAGGAAGUGCAUGUAAAGGAAAAAUGCGUGAAAAUAGAUUUAAAUCUAUACCAUAUAUACUUGCAAAGAAGUCUGCUGGAAAGUUCAUAAAUAUUUUAGUUUUUUAAAGCAAGCUCUCAAUGCGUCAAGAAAUUAAUAUAAAUACAUAUAUAGACUCAUUUCAUCGAGUCUUUAUUGCAGAGCRCAAGCCGACAAAAUUUUAAAUUCUGCCCUCUCCAACAUAAAAAUUAAC